AUGGAGGCUGUGUACGGUGCGGCGGACACGGCGGCAAAUUCCAGUGCGGACUCGGGGACCACGUGGUGGAGGGGACGCACGGUAGUACCUUCGGAGGAUUACGUCUCUGGAGAUGAUGGACUGAGGUACUAUGAUAUUGUUGAAGGCAAGGGCCCAACUGCUGAAAAGGGCUCCACUGUGACGGUUCAUUUUGACUGCAUAUACUGUGGCAUCACUGCAGUGUCGAGCUGUGAAUCCAAGCUCCUAGCAGGGAACCGAAGUAUCGCACAGCGUUAUGAGUUCGCUGUCGGGUCACUGCCUGGUAAAGAACGAAAGCGGGACUUUGCAGACAAUGUCAAUGGACUAUACUCAGCACAACAAGCCGCACCAAAGCCUCCGGCUGCCAUGUACACGAUAACUGAAGGGAUGAAAGUAGGGGGAAAGAGACUCAUUGUACCUCCGGAGCUUGGAUAUGGGAAAAGGGGGAUGAGUGAGAUACCUAGUAAUUCGUUUAGACUAAGGAGUGCCAACAAGGUGCUGGGCGGUGGGUUUGGACUGCGGACUCCUCUGUGCCCGAUGGAGCAGCAGCAUGGGGGCGAGCAGUGCAGUGGAGAAGAAGAUGGUUUCUAUGGGGAUUGA
Messenger RNA from Panicum virgatum (switchgrass), 618 nucleotides. Its product is annotated as peptidyl-prolyl cis-trans isomerase FKBP18, chloroplastic-like. Gene Ontology annotation, cellular component: chloroplast thylakoid lumen. The transcript has 7 exons. NCBI's taxonomy places the organism in Eukaryota, Viridiplantae, Streptophyta, Magnoliopsida, Poales, Poaceae. The coding region runs from base 1 to 618 and encodes 205 amino acids. Gene Ontology annotation, molecular function: peptidyl-prolyl cis-trans isomerase activity. The record is from RefSeq and is a predicted model, not a curated record.